Agrilus planipennis (emerald ash borer) is the source of this 5277-nucleotide messenger RNA. RefSeq lists its product as uncharacterized. Bases 618 to 1562 code for a protein of 314 amino acids. NCBI's taxonomy places the organism in Eukaryota, Metazoa, Arthropoda, Insecta, Coleoptera, Buprestidae. The transcript has 6 exons. The record is from RefSeq and is a predicted model, not a curated record.
AAAUACCUAUGCGAGAGUCCGUCCGUUCGCGACUAUAGGUUGCCGUGUGCCGUGCCGUGACCCCCUUCGUGCCCCGUAAUCCCCUGCCGUUCCUAAAGUCUCACAAGGUAGCGGAGCAGUUCUACUGUACUGUCGGCCAAACUCUUCAGUGUACUUGGACACCGCGUUCAGGUUAACGAGUAAAAGUUAAAAGGCUCUGUCGCUCGUUCUGAUUUUUCAUUAAAACAAUUUUUAAAGUGACCAAACGGCUCAAUCUGAGCAGAGUUUCGUCAUCGGUAAAUACCCGAACGCGCGUGAAUUCGUGUUUUCCAAUGUGAUGCGCGAUAAGUUUGCGACGUUGCCACGCAGACUUUUGAAAAUACGGCCGUGACAACAAUAACCACGACAAGAAACAAUCGCACGCGAGAAAAUCGAAUGUCGAUUUGUAAAUAAUAGCGAAACGGGAAACGGUUAUUGAUCGCGGGGUGUUCGCUUUCCAUGGCUUUUCGUAACAGAAAUAGGACUCUGUGCGAGAUGUUGAUGAUGAUGUGCUUGUGAUUGUUUUGCUGGUGCAGGUGAAAGGUGUGUUUGCACAGUGUCGUGGGUGUAGUGGAAAAUGAACGUGGUGAUGGGAUAUUAUGGCGAUUAACAGGCCGUUGUACUCCGUAUGCGUGGCAAUUUUGGGAUUCGUUUGUUUUGUUAUUGGUGCCACAGCGGUCGGACUUCCAGUCUGGGGUUACUUUGAUGACAGUCCCAGCGACAGGACUUACGGCGGUCCAGGAUCUGAGCAAGGAUAUUUCGGUCCUUGGAGAAAGUGCAAACUUCUCUUGUAUAAUCGGGAACGUUGCGGGGAAGAUGCGUCUCGGUUUAGGACUUCAUGGGCUGUGUGGAUAUCCGGCGUGGUGGCUUGUUUUGGCGUUGCAAUCUUGGGCGUGUAUUGUUUUCUCAGCGUCUUGCAGCUAGCGAUGAUUAAUUCAAAGGAAAAGGUAGUGAUGAAAUACAGUGCCUUAGUCAUGGUGAAGACGGCCCUGAGUCUUCUUGCAGCACUACUGGCAAUAGUUGCUGCUGCCUUGUUCGCUUUACAAGUCGAUAAUUCCGAAAAUAAUGGAUUUCAAGUUACAAGAGGUCCCGCGUUUUACAUUCAGAUCCUAUUAAUCAUUCUUACUGCCCUGUUGUUUGUGGCGUCGUUGUAUGAUACGUUCUUCUCUAGAAAGGAAGGCGGUGAUCCAACGAAGGCAGUUACUGUUCCAACUGAAGCAACAACGUAUGGAAAUCCUGGAUUUCGGGAGAGAGCAGUUUCAGGUGGGAUAUCAAUGACGGACGCUAGUGGUAAGCCAUAUCCAACCAAUGGCAGUACUGUUUCCAUGAAUACGGCCAUGACCAGCAUUUCGUCAAUUGGUUCGAACGGGUCAACGGUAGGUUCGUCUGUUACAAGGUCGCCGUUAAGGUCGAGUUUGAAAAAACCUAAACCUAAAGACGGUCUCGGUAUUCAAAAUCCGGGCUUCUCAGGCUCGUCACCGACGUUUAAUCGAAAUGGAAGUGUUAAAAAAGUGAGAAUACAGACUCACAGCACCGAAGUCUAGUACAAAGAUUCAAAAUCGAGUCGAAACGAACUAUUUAGUUGUUUGAUCAACUUGUUGUUUAUAAAGAAAAAUCUAUCUAAGUAUAUAAAUUUUAUUUGUUGAUAUUUUAUUGGUUUUCGGUGAAUACGACAAUUACUUCUAUAUAAAAGCAGAAUUGAAAUAUUUUUAACAUUUCGACCAAAGUGAUUAUAAGGUAAUUCGGUAAUAGUAAAUUUUUUUGGUGUGAGAGUUUACAAUUCAAAGAAAUAAAUUUUUGAAAUACAGUUGUAAUAUUUACAAAAUGAUACUCUAUGCGCCAUUUCAUGCUGAUUCUGUCACAUAGAGCGUGACUUGUCUGGCGCUCCGAAUCAUACGUCACAUAAAGAAUAAAGGUAGGUGCACAAACACCGGAACCGGACGGACUGAACGACACGGAUAAAAAAAUUAAAUAUAUACAAUCAUAUGGUGUAACGUACAGUCUUUCGUACGAAAACGAUCGGCAUCUAUAAAAUCCGCGGCAACUCCGAGAAUCACAAUUAAAAUCCGCAGCAAUUUCGAGAAUCACAAUUAAAAUCCGCGGCAACUCCGAGAAUCAUAAUUAAAAUCCGCGGCAACUCCGAAAAUCAUAAUUAAAAUCCGCCCGCCAUCCAUGUCGAUGAAUAUACGAAAUAUAUAUAUAGGAAUUAUUCCUAUGGGUUUCGCACGUAUUACCUGUAUGUAAUCCAACACCGUCUUUAACAGGAAGGCUGUUCUAUACUUAUAUUCCUGCUAUUUUUGUAUCUGUUCCCUUAGUCGUUCUCGAUCGCAUAUAAUUAGGGAUUCCACCAUUUCUUAGAUUUUUAUGUAUCUUUAAAAAAUAUGGUAUUUUCAGGGAAUUAAAAAAUGCACAAUAAUUUUUAGAUUUUAUUUAUUCUUCAAACUAGAUCUGUAACUUUUUGUGCCUUAUCUACUAAUCGACUACUUUUAAAUAUCGGUUGUCUUAUUUUAUAGACGAUUGACACUAAAAAUAAGCUAAAUUCCGCUAGGAUUCCGACGUACGUAUGUACGCUGACGUGAAAUAAAAUUGAGAUAAUGGCGCUGUACCCGCUGCGUACCGUCCGUCCGAUUCCAAUGUACGUGUGUGCGAAGCCUUACGGUGAUGAUAAAUUCAAAAAUUGUCAACUCAAUUGCGAACUGCCUUUGUUAUUCUUCGGUUUAUGCAAUGACAUUAUUAAGCAUUUGAUCCUGAAUUAAUCUCGUUAGUACCUUUUAAUAAAUAUUUCCGAAUGUGGUGGUGACUUACGAAGUUAUAAAAUGACAACUUCAUAAUCAAAUACUUGACGUUAUGCGCCAAACUUCUUAUCUUCUUAUAUUUUAUAAAUCUAGCAAAAAGGUUGAUAAAAAAAUUAAUCUUCUUUUACUCAUAUAAUUUAGCUACAAUUUUUAUUUAUUCAAUUUAGAACAUUAUCUCGAAGCAUAUUUUCACAUUACGGAGUGUUUCCGAAACUCUGAUUAGUGUUUAUUACCUAAAAGAAAAAGAACGGUUAGUAUUUAUAGAAAAUGUAAUUGGUGUAUAUGGUUUUUUAAACGAGAUUAAAAUUUUAUAUUAAUUGUUGACAUUAAAAAGUUUUGGAGUAUAUUUUAUUGAUGAACGUCGUGAGAAAGUCGAUCGAGUUUUCGUAUAUUCGACGUUUAAUAGUUGGAGUUACUUAAGAAUAUUCAGAAAAAGCCUAGGAAGUUAGAGAACUGGGUACGAGAUCAUGCGUUCGUUGUAAUCAGUGUUUUCUAUAGCCGAGUGCGUCUGUAAUUUAAUUCUGUAUGCUUCUUCCAUCUGAGGAAGUCUUUAUUUGACAAAACUAUUACCACAAUUCUUUCUUAUUUAUUAUUGAAUGUGAGUAAGCUUUGAAACUGUUGUGGACCUUUCAAACGUCAAAAUAAUGAGACAGCAAACCGUUUUGGCAUUUCACAGGUACAUUUUCCAUCUCCCGGUUCAAAAUUUUUAACAUGCACUGACCAUCUUGACCGGUCACCGGACAUCUCAUUCCACCAUUAAAUCUUCAAAAUUCUAGUGUAAUGAUUGUCACUUUUGAACGACCACGCAAUAAGCAAGUAAAAGAAUGCGAGGGUCGCAUAAUAUUGACCGCAGUUGAUAAUAAAAACGAAAAUGGCUAUAUCCUGACGAAAAUGGCCAUCAAAUGGCUAAAAACUGUGCAAAAUUGCGUGUCGUCUAACACAAAAGUAUCCGAAACUGACCAACAAGAAGACGAACAUUGUACAAAUAAACAAGAAGAAUUAUCGAAAGAAGAUGUUUGUGAUGCUGAAAAUCAUUGUAAACGUAUGAAAGAGAAAAUCAACUAUGAAGUUCGACGGAAACGAUUCUUAAGAGACAUAUACGGAAGUUUAUAGAAAAUCGAAUUUGAAUAAGCAACGUGGUGCUAGAGCUAGAUUAGUAGUACUGUCAUUCUAACGUCUUAUAUUUUAUGCUAUAGUUUAUUGGAAGUUUAGUUGAGUAAUAAUAAAGUAUCCUUUCGAUGAUUUUCUUAAAAAGGAAGUUAGUUUUUCGGUAAUUAAAAUUAUUUUUUAUUGUCUAAACUGUAGUAAAUACUUAUACGAAAUACAGAGGGUGAUCGUUUGAAUAUAUUGACGACUUUAAGGUCAAAUAACUCACUGAUUUCUUAUCACAUCUCACAACAUGUGGUAUCAAGUCGAUCAAAACAGUACUCUCUUUGAUGUGUAACUGCCAUUAUCUCAACAUUUAAUUAAUUGCCAAUUACACAUCAAAGAGAAUAUUGAUUUUAUCGAUUUGGUAUCAUACGAGUACAAAUCAUUGAGUUGUUCGAAUUUGAAAUCACCCACUUAUCCUGUCUAUCUUCUUAUGUAAAUAAUUUUUUUUUUGAAAGAUGGUUUGUGAUAAAAAUACUUACCUAGAAUUCGGUGCUCGCUUUUUUGAGAAAAAUUUUCAUUCUCUAAAUAAAGAAAAGUAUGACACAUAUUGAGAAACGGCCAGUAAUGCAGUAACUUAAAAAAAAAUAGUUAAAAGUCACGUGACUACAAACGAAAUUGUUAUUAAUUUUCAAUCUCGUCCCAAGAUAGUCUUCAACCAGUAGCAAAUAGUUAUAGCUAAUACAUGAAUUGGCAGAAGAGGCAUCUCGUUUUUCGUAUUUUUUUCAAUGUGGGUAAAUACAGUUUGUAUCAUUUGGUAGUUUGUUAUUAUGAUUUCACACUUUUAUUUUUGGAAGUGAAUUUUUCUCAAGUAUAUGUGAUAGUGGAUAGGAUAGCGCUAUUAAACUAGCGAGUGCUAAUAUAGAGAGGGGUUAGCGCGGGGUUCACUGUUCUUUGCAGGAAUGUUAUGGACAUGAAAUUUUGGAUCUGGAUAUGGAUACGGAUGUAUGAAUAACAUUAUACCGGUUUCAAAUACGGUUACCGAUAUGAAAUUAUUUCGGAUUAUCCGAUAAUUUCGCAUACUUUUAGCUAUAGAUAUUCGAUUGUUAUGGUACUGUUAAAAAAUAAAAAUAAGUAAUGAUUUGAUUAUUUUUGGGCUAUCAUUUGGUACUACUAUCACAGACAAAAAAACAAUUAGCCUUAUAAUUUAGACUCCACCUCUAUUCAAAAUUUCGAAUCUUUUAUAUCAAUUACGGUUACGUUUUCGGAUAGAUUAUUAUUUCGGAUAUCCGAUAGCUUCAGUUUUCUGUUACCAAGCUCCAUAACAUCCCUAAUUUACAUAAAUUAUCUUUUAUAUCAUUUUACCGUUUCGAAU